AUGGAUAAAAGAUGGAGUCUCCAAGGUAUGACUGCUCUUGUAACCGGUGGAGCCAGCGGAAUCGGGCAUGCCAUAGUAGAGGAGCUAGCCGGUUUUGGGGCCAAAAUCCAUGUGAGCAACGUUGGUGUAGUUCGCCCUAAACCAACAAUAGAAAAUGUGGAGGACGACUUCACGUUCCAUAUUUCAACAAACUUGGAAUCUGGUUAUCAUCUAAGCCAGCUUUCACAUCCUCUCCUAAAGGCUUCUGGCUAUGGAAGCAUCGUCUUUAUUUCCUCUAUUGCAGGGGUUAUAUCAAUUGGCUGUGGAACAUCCAUCUAUAGUUUAACCAAAGGAGCUUUGAAUCAGUUAGCAAGAAAUUUGGCAUGUGAAUGGGCAAAAGACGGCAUAAGAUCCAACGCUGUUGCUCCUAACUUUAUCCACACAACUCUGGCUCAACCUUUUCUCCAAAGCGCCGGUUUUAAUGAGAGUUUGUCCAGUAGAACUCCUCUUGGUCGUGCUGGAGAGCCGAUGAAGUUGCAUCACUAG
This is a messenger RNA of Microthlaspi erraticum, 525 nucleotides long. The record is from the annotation of a GenBank genome assembly. NCBI's taxonomy places the organism in Eukaryota, Viridiplantae, Streptophyta, Magnoliopsida, Brassicales, Brassicaceae.